UAAAUAUUUGGAUAUUGUAAGUUGAAAUAAUUCCUUUUUGUGUUAAAUUUGCCAAUUUUUAACAAAGAACUAGCUUUCAAGACGAGGUAAUGGAUGAAAUUUUGUCCAAAGAAGACGUUAAGGUAAGGAAUUUAUAUUUUAAGCGGAAAAUUAUAAUUGAACACAAGCUUGGAUCGUUACUUCCCUUUUGGCUUAGCCAACACCGCAGGGUUUGACACAGUAGAUAACAUUUUAGCAGUAAGAAUUCACAAUGAGAGUAAAAAUGAUCGCCAUUAUCCAUACUACAGACCACGUACAUGUAUUCUAGGUAAGGAAACGUCGAGGUAAUAUUAAUUAUAACGGGUCAUUUACACUGUAUCUCCUUGGAGCCGGAUUCUCGAAGUCUUCCCAAAACGUUAGGAUUAUAUCCCAGCUUAUGUUUAUUGUUGUUCAUUCAAAAUAUUUCUACGAUUCUGAUUGGCUCAAAGUCCCGGGCUUAUUCUUCAUACCAGCAACAUUUGACCAAAUUGGGGACACCUUUGUCCUUUGAGAUAUCCAAUCAAAUGACAACAUCAAUACAUCAUAACAAAUGCCAGAAAAAGAAGUCAAUUAAGAAGCCCUGGGUCAAGCUUGUGUUGUUCUGGUAGAGUAGUUUAUUAUUUGCUCAAUCAAUAAUUGCUUGAACAUUAUCUCCCCCCCCCCCCACCACAAAAUAAAAUAUAUAUAACAUACAUUGGAAUCCCACUCUAUGGACCCCCUCUUAACACGGACACCCAUAUAUAACGGACAGUGUGUUUGUCCUGGUGGAAAACUGAUAUUUUUUUUCUAAAACUGACCUGCUUAUUAUGGACACCAGUUAAUAGGGACAGUAGACACUUUUUGUGUCCCAAGUCAAACUCUCAUGGGUUACUUGUGCACUGCCUAUUUUCAUUGUCACAUUCCAGUGCUUAAUAUAGAAUUGUACCCAGUUAAAAUGUUGACAGAUUUUUAUGAGCUGAUACAAUUUUAUUACUUAACAAUAUGCAGUACCAAAAUAGGGUGACAUGUUUGAAGCCAGUCUUACUUCCCGUGUUUGACCCUUGUACUGAAGCUCACAACAAAGUUUUCUUCCACCUCCUACUACACAAGUUUAACUCCCUGGGCUUUAUGCUGCAGUCUUUGAUCUUUCCCACUUUGUUUUGUGUGUUAAAUAUUAAUUCUUUUUCCACAAAUGUUAUCAAACAGAUUAAGUAAAGAAUAGAUUUUAGGCCAUAGGCGGCAUGGUUUUGAUAGAUGCUCAGUUCUUUGUGUUUUGUGCUCAUUUUCACUUUCCCUUUCCUCAGCGCUUUGAGGAAGCAUACAAUGCUGAACUUGAAAAAGGACAGGUUUCCUCAGACACACAAUUUAGCUAUGCCUGGUGUUUAAUAAGAAAAGGUGAUAAGAAUGACAUUUCAAAAGGAGUGUUUCUUCUUCAAGGUUUGUACUAUCAAUAUUUUUAAUUAUUAUUAAGCUAGAAAAUUAAGAAUUUUUUAUUUAUUUUUUAUUUUUUUUAUUAGCAUCACCAAAAGUCAGAACUAAGAUCACCUUAGGGGAUAGGUCGUUUAGUUGUGCUGCCUCCAGACUUUGGAACCUUCUGCCAUCUAUGAUGCGGUCUAUUUCCAGUCUAAAUCUGUUUAAAAAUAGACUUAAAACUUUCUUAUUUAGUAAGGCGUUUAAUUGGGAAUUUUAGCUUUGUAAAUUUAGGUUUUAUUUUCCAUCUUUAAUCAAUUUCUUAUUUAAGGUGCAGUUGAAUAUUUUCAUAGAAACUGCGUGGUACAAAUUUCUAUAAAUAAUAAUAAUACUAAUAAUAAUCAAUGUCAUACGUAGGAAUUUCUUAUGGGAGCGUGAGAAAGUGAAUGUCAAAUUUCACAAAAUUACAUCUUACAGAUGAAAGUUUUAGAAUUUUACCUGUAUAAUCACAAUUCUUGUGAAAUUUGACGUUUAUUUUCUAGGACUUCCAUGAGAAAUUUUCUUUGGUGUUACUACAGAUCACUUAUUACAUCUUAAGCCCUUGAAAAAUGUAAAAAAGAAUGCAAUAUUUUUCAAAUUAUUCUGCUACAAGAUUUUUGUCCCCUGAAAAUUAAAAUUACUCAAUUUCCUGGUGGAUUUCAUCUUAAGUUGAUUUUGGACUUCCAUGUUAUGGUCAACUGACAGCUGUCAUAAUAGGGUAUCCACUGACCAGUGCCACAUGACUGUAUUGGGGGCUCAGGUGUACAACUCAAUAUUAAGUCGGAUGUUUUUCUUUUAAAGUUUUCUGCUGACCAAUGGAUUGCAGGCAAAGAAAACUUUACUUUGGAAAAGACAUUUCUUCAAAGUUCCCAUGAGAUAUUCGUGCUACAUCUAUACCUCUAUAAAAUUAAUGAUCCUAACCAGCCUGGAUUAGCAUCCAAAUUUCUUACCUUUUAUUGACUUGUUAUCUUAUGCAAGUGCUAGUUGUUUUAUAAGUAACCUUUUUAUGUCUUUAGGGCUGUGUCACAGUGGCGCUGAUCAAAGAGACUAUUUGUACUUUAUUGCAGAGGGUUACUAUAAGUUAAAAGUAAGUUUAAACUGAUGCAUCUUAUUUAAUCACCUUUAUUAGUGAACUCUGUAAGUACUCAACUCCACACAUACAUGUACCAAUUGUGUAAGAAUUUAAGCUUUUUUAGAGUAUAACUUUUCUGUUCAACAGUGAAGGGUUGUGUUCAUGAAAAAAUAUGAUAAAGUUGCAUUUAAAAGAAAUCAAGCCUUAGCUAAGGGUUGUCACUAUAUGGAAUGUGAUUGGUCAAUUUAGAGGGCAGUAUUCUCCCCCUCGCCCACCCCCCAUACAGCUGUAGGUUAGGGGGUGGUGACUAUCCCCUGUUUGUUGUACUGAUUCCAGCCACUUAAAGAGACAAUAACAUCUUAUUCUUACUAUAAAACUUUUCUCUCAAACAAACUGCAAAUUAUAAGAGUGUACCUUAGUUUUCCAGACAUUUGUCAGAAGUAUGAAAACUUAAGCUGUAAACUUACAUGACUGUACAGUAUGCUGUUCCUCAAACUCACUUCAUUUACAAGUGAUAUAGGAAGUUAUUUGUAGUGGACUUCCAUAUCUUUUAUGUGGCAGGAAUAUAAGACAGCCCUAAGAUACACAAACAGAUUGCUACAGAUUGAACCUAACAACCGACAGGCAAUUGAGCUGCAAGAGAAGAUCAAUGACCAAAUGAAGAAAGGUUAGUUAGCCUCUCUGGAAUAACCACAACGUUGUCACGAUCAUGACUGGGGUCAUUAUUGGCUUCAACUGGGAAAUAGGUUUUUUCUCGAAAACUGUAAAUGCCAGACAUGCUCUAUAAACAAAGCAUUUCUGGCUAGUUUAUAGACGCUUAACGUCAAAUGUCAGGAGACAAAAGUAGGAGGCAAGGACAUCUCCCAGGCCUCACAAAUUCUAGUCUUUUUUCUUUGUGUUAUAUCCAUCACUGUUGUUUUGACCAGAUAACUUGAACAAAAACACAGAGAAACAAAACAGUUCGAGUUAGUGAGGGGGUUUAGUUAUUGGGGUUGAUUGCAAAAUUCGAUUUGCCUUCCUAAUAAUUAAUAGUUACUGAUUUUUUAGCACUUCAGUGUAUGGUGCAGUGCCAAUUUAACUUAUUUCAUCAGAAACAGUAACAGCAUAAGGCAUUUUUUUAUGAAUAAAUAUGAUAAAAUGCGAUCUGUUCGUUUUACUCAUUAAAAUCAAAUUGCUUUAGUGUUGACGAGUGUUAGUUUUAGUGUUUUUACCCUUAUACAACAAGAGCUAAUGGGAUGGCAUCCGAGUGGAGUUAAAAGAACCAAAGUUUGGGUUAUUGGGGUAUAUUUUAGUGACAUUUUGUUCAAGAAAAAGAAAUUUAGUUCAAGUAAGUGGGGAAUUCGAGUUUUCCAAGUUCCAGUUGACUGAGUAAAAAUGACUGGAAAGUGGGGUGAAAUCCAAGGCUGGAAAUCAGACUUAGUUCAAGUUAGCGGGGAGAUCAGGUUAUCUGUGUUCGAGUUAUCGGGUUUGUACUGUAUUGUUGUCUUUUAUCCUUGCAGAUGGUUUACUUGGUCUUGGCAUCUUAGGUGGUACAGCUCUUGUUGUCGGUGGUGCUGCAGCUCUUCUGGGAAUGGCAUUUGCAAGUCGCAAGUGAACCUUUGAGUGUCAUUAGUAUAUUAUCAUGAUUGUAAUAAGCCUAAGAAAAUUGAAUUAGAUUUUACAAGGAAAAUAUGUACCAGAUAAGAGGCAAUGAAUAACUUGGCUUAAAUAUUUUUAUAUUGAGUCAGUACUCUGUUGGCUUAUUCUGAAAAUGUUCCAGAAUUUCCUUCAUAAUUAUAGACAUUAUUGACUGAGUAAGGGCCAGUGUGCGAGGUGAAAUUAAGCUGCACUUUUAUGCAUAUUAAGCUGUGACUGAAGUAAAAAGAGCUUAUCGGUAGAUGUGGCCGGUCAUUUACUUCUAUCAGUGAGCCAUUACAGGGGGCUAUCAAGCAUGAAUGCACCGUGGAAGCGGUUUAUGGUCAUUUCGAUAGGAGUUUAUGUAGUCUAGGUGUAAAUACCCUGUUCCAGGCUCUGAGAUGGUGGUGGAAAGUCGUUCAGUAAUAAGAAAUCGGAAAAACGCGCGGGGGUUGGGGAGAGACAGGGUGGCGGCCAUCGCCCCCUUUCCUAAGUCGUGCCCGUCUUAUUUUCGCUUUGCUCGUUUUAAUACGUUCCCCCUAUACUAUCUGAGAUUCUGGCACAGGCUAAGGUGUAAAUAGUUCCACGUACUUCGCCUAAAGAACGAAGAACAUUUACCCAAAAUGUUUUUCAUGUUCACCCACAAACUAUACUUGAAGUGAUCGAAAUUUUUGUGAAAUUUCACUGCUUGAGUUGGUUGCGAAACGACCAAACUCGGUAAAAGCAGUGCAGUCAUAUCAGGGAGCUUAAACAAAGACAUUUUUUUCAAUGAUACACGUCAACCGAGGUUGGAGUUUUUUUAUUUUUGGGUGGCGGUUUUGCUCAUAUUUUCAGGCAAAUGGUCACAAUAAGAGUAAAGGCACUUAACAAUGCAAAUUGGUAGCGACAAGGUGUAAGGGGAAAGGCCUUACUUCUGGUUGACCUGCUUUGCUCAAAAACACCUUUAAUUAAGCUCCUCAAUAAUAGAGACAAAAACCUCGGCGAAAACCUCGUCUAAGAUAAUGCUUUGUUUUGAUUUAAACAAGUUAUAUGGUAUGGCAUAGGAAAAAUUAUUAUUAUUAUUAGUAGUAGUAGUAGUAGUAGUAGUAGUAGUAGUUGUAGUAGUAGUAUUGUUGUUGUUUCAUACAAUAGGCCCUACCCUGUUUAUCAGGCCUUUCUCAGUGGUUAGGGGAGAGGAGAUACUCAGGCUCAAUAGGCCCAUUGCUAAGUUGUAAAACUGAACAAAGCAUUAAAUUAGAGCUAAAAUCAACAGGGAAAAGAAGGAAAACAAGUUUGUUAUGAUAUACCAUAAUACCAUGUAUGCUUUCGUAAAGUUUAAGGUAUAAUAUUUAAAUAAGGGGUUCAAGGGUGUGCAGUAGGCUAUUUUUAAAUUCUAAAAAGGAAAAGGCUCUUUAAACUCGGCAUAGUAGCCGAUAUUUUUUGCUUCUGCUGUGUUCCAUUUUCACACGACAUUACCUGAACGCAACCACAAGUGCACGGUGAAAUAAAUAUCCUUUACGCUUGCGAUUGUGCUUGCCCUUAUGCUUGCGUCUUUAUUGAAAACCAGGCUUUACUGAUUUCAAGUAACUUACUGGGCUCCUAGAGGUGUAGCUUAUUACAAAAUAAACUAUUAAAGGUUCCGGCAGUAUCAGUUUGAAAUUUGUCAUUUCGUUUUGUUUCCCAAAAAUUAUACCAUAAGUCAUCGACACUCUCAUAUCAC
Molecule: messenger RNA, 5831 nt
Organism: Porites lobata
Lineage: Eukaryota; Metazoa; Cnidaria; Anthozoa; Scleractinia; Poritidae
Source: the annotation of a GenBank genome assembly